Molecule: messenger RNA, 351 nt
Organism: Staurois parvus
Lineage: Eukaryota; Metazoa; Chordata; Amphibia; Anura; Ranidae
Source: the annotation of a GenBank genome assembly
AUGGGGCCCCCGGGCAAUACGGGAUCAUGGGGCCCCUGUGUCCUUGCCCAAACUCAAAAAAGCCUAUGAAAAAGUUAAUCUUGUGUCCUCUUUAAAAACAUGAAACGUGUGCAACUUAACAUGGAGAAAGCACACUGUUUCGGACCAAAAAAGACAGGAAUCCAACCAGGGGUGGACUGACAACUCAUGGGGCCCCCGGGCAAUGGGGGAUCAUGGGGCCCCUGUGUCCUCGCCCACACUCAAACCACACCCAAAAAAGCCUAUGAAAGGUACCAGGGGCAUCUCAUGGGGCCCCCUACUGACCCCAGGCCCUCGGGCAGUGCCCGAGUGCUUGAAUGGUCAGUCCGCCCC